AUGGGCAGCAUCAACGGGCACGCUGCGCAUGGCAAGGCAGUCCAGCCCAAAGAUCUAGACUGGCCCAAGCUCAAGUUCGGCCUCACGCCAACGAACGGCCACGUCAGAUAUACCUACUCGCAAGGUCGAUGGAGCAAAGGCGUCUGGGUCGAGGAGCCUUUCAUCAACUUACACGUCGGCAGUGCUGCCCUCAACUACGGUCAGUCGGCAUUCGAAGGUCUCAAGGCCUUCAGGGCACCAGAUGGCAGCGUGCGCGUCUUCAGACCCCAAGAGAACUCGGCGCGCCUCAACCACUCUGCGGAAUUCCUGGACGUGUCGCAUGUGCCUGAGGAUCUAUUCUUAGAGGCUGUAGAGCGAUGCGUGGCCGGCAAUCUCGAAUUUGUGCCACCACACGCUCCGAGCGCGGGAAUGGGCGCACUGUAUCUGAGACCGAUUCUAUUUGCGAGUGGGGAAGAACUCAUGCUCAGCACGCCCGACGAGCUCACUUUCCUCGUCUUUGCAACGCCCGUGGGGAGCUACUACGGACCGAGUGCGGAAGUGCCUGCUGUUGAUGCUCUCGUGCUCGACAACUUUGACCGGACUGCCCCUCGAGGUACAGGCUCAGCUAAGCUCGCGGGCAACUAUGCUCCCGUGUACAGGCAUAUGCGAGAAGCUAGGCUCGCUGGCUACCCUAUCACACUCCACCUUGACUCUGCGACCCGCACACUCGUAGACGAAUUCAGCACGUCAAACGCGCUCUUCAUAUCUUACCCGCCCAUCUCAUCGCCCGACACAGCACCGACGGACGUGACGCUACAUGUACCGCAAUCAAGCUCGAUCCUCAGGUCAGUGACGACAAAGUCGAUCGUUCAGCUAGCGCAGUCAUUCGGCUGGACUGUCGAUGCUAGGCCUAUUGCGUUCCAAGAAGUCAUCGAUGGCGCCUUCACAGAAUGCGCAGCAGCAGGCACAGCUGCCGUCGUCACAAUCGUGCGCAGCAUCUCCUAUAAAGCCGGUGAUGCUACAAUGAAGGUCACCAUUGGCGCUGGCAAAGCAGGUCCAUGUUGGCUUCGCGUGCUCGCCGAACUCACAGCCCUGCAAUGCCAGACGAGCCCAGACCCGUAUUCAUGGCUCUGGCCCUCACAAGGCAUCCAGCCAAGUAGCCCUUGA
Molecule: messenger RNA, 1146 nt
Organism: Mixia osmundae IAM 14324
Lineage: Eukaryota; Fungi; Basidiomycota; Mixiomycetes; Mixiales; Mixiaceae
Exons: 8
Coding region: 1-1146 (381 amino acids)
Biological process (GO): branched-chain amino acid metabolic process
Molecular function (GO): branched-chain-amino-acid:2-oxoglutarate transaminase activity
Source: RefSeq, a predicted model, not a curated record